AAAUAUACAAUACACAAUAUAAUACUCAAGAUGUCAUGCAUGAACUCAUUUUUAACAAGGUCAAUUGCAAGUUGUCUAUAUACACAAAAAAUUGCCAAUAUGACUUGAACAUAUUUAUCAUUAUUUUAAGCUAGUCUAAAACUGAUAGACAGUUGAAUAGCAUUUAUUGUGAGAAGUAUAAUACAAAUUAGCAAUGCAACAAUGUGUGUAAAACUCUAAGAGAAAAAAUCAAAACAAUUGCAAUUUGUUGCUAGAUCCCCAAUGAAAAACACAGUAUUACUUACACAGUGGGAGAAGGCAGUGGCGUAGCCAGACCUUCAUUUUUGGGGGGGCCAAGCGAACGCCGAAGGCGCGAGACCAUCUAUGGAGGUCAGGGGGCAUGCACCCCCGUGAAAAUUUUGAAAUUUAGAGUCCCUGAAAUGUGAUUUCAAGCAUUUUGGGGGUGAAAUCUUGCAGAAUUCCGAAGAUUAUAAAGUACGCUCUAGGGGGGUUCGGGGGCAUGCACCCCAGGGAAAAUGUUAAAAUUUAGAGUCCCUGAAAUGUGAUUUCAAGCAUUUUGGGGUUGAAAUCUUGCAGAAUUCCGAAGAUUAUAAAGUACGCUCUAGGGGGGUUCGGGGGCAUGCACCCCAGGGAAAAUUUUAAAAUUUAGAGUCCCUGAAAUGUGAUUUCAAGCAUUUUGGGGGUGAAAUCUUGCAGAAUCCCGAAGAUUAUAAAGUACGUCGAAGACAUAAAUUUUCCCCGACAUUUCUAAGUUUCUACUCGCUUUUAUAUAUGAUACAGAAUAAGUCUGAGAAGAAUAUUCAUGUUAUCAUAAUGCAUAUACAUGUAAAUCUAAACUAAAUCUAUUCCUCUUGGAACCAUAUCUACAACUGUUUUAACGAGAUUUUAGAAAUCAAGUUCUUCCAGUAUUUCGUCGUUUUCCUCAGUCGAGACGUACUUAAUCCGUUUCAGCUUCGAGGAUGUAACGUGUACCCCCCCCCCCCUCCCAUUUCUCUACGGAUUUAGCCUUUUUCAGAGAAUAGUUUUUUUGCGAUUGGGGGGGCGACCGCCCCCCCUUGCCCCCCCUUGGCUACGCCCCUGGGAGAAGGCAGUAAACAGAGUAGACAGCAACAAAAAUCAGUGGAAGGCAAAAAGCUUUAGCAGCAUCUGCAGUAACCACUUCACAGUUUCCAACUACACAGCAACAAAAAUUGGAUCAAUUAUCUUGAAAAAAGAUGCAGUGCCAACCCGGGCACUCACUGGUGCUAACACAUCACAAGUGAUGGGGAUGGAUAAACCUUCACUAAAACGACGCUGUUUGGAAGUUGACCAGUCUUCGACCCAAAUUGUUAUGCAUGACCAUACUUAUGCCAAGCCUCAAGAAUCUUUGCCAAUCACACAGUCUUCACACAUCCUUCAGUCUUUGCCAAUCCCACAGUCUUCACAGAGAUCUUCGCACAUCCUGCAGUCUUUGCCAAUCCCAGAGUCCCAAGUCCCAAAGCCUUCACACAUCCUGCAGUCUAUGCAUGUCCCACAACCUGUACCUUUGGUCGAACCUGAAAAAGAAAAUAACAACACACAGUCUGGGCAAUACAAUAAUGAUCCACGGCUGAAGCGAAAGAUAAAAGCAUUACAGCAAAAGCUAAGAAGAAGAGAAAUGAAAGCCAGAAACAUGAAGCAGUUAAUAAACACGCUUAAGAAAAAACUAUUAAUCAAACAAGACGAGGCUGAGCUACUACACCAUAAUUUCAAUGGACUGAAUCUGUCGUUAUUUAACAAUGUCAUGAAGAAUAAGGCCCAAACAUGUGGUAGAAGAUACACUGAUCAGAUUAAAGAGUUUGCAGUUACAGUACAUUUUUACUCACCCAAAGCAUAUAAUUUUGUUAGGACCAUCAUACCACUACCUGCUCCCUCGAUGAUAAAAAGCUGGGCAAGUUCCGUGAAAUGCAAUCCGGGAUUCAUCACAGAGGCAUUUGAAAUACUAAAACAUGAAAUAAAAGACCACCCAGAAAAGAAGGACUGCUCUCUGGUGUUUGAUGCCAUGGCUAUAAGAAAGCAAACUCUGUGGGAUCCGAGAACAGAUUCGUAUGUGGGUUUUGUCGAUUAUGGUGACUCGCUCACAGAAUUACCGGUAUCAAAUGUCCUAGCAUCUGAAGCACUGGUAUUUGCUCUGGUAGGUUUACGCAGCCAUUGGAAAUGCCCGAUAGCCUAUUUCCUAAUUGAUAAGAUUUCUGCAACCAUCCAAGCUCAACUUCUUCGCAAAGCAUUAAUCAAGACGGCAGAGAUUGUUCUCAAAGUGUGGUGUCUUACCUCUGAUGGCACCUCUUCCAAUGUAGCUACGUUCAAGCUUCUGGGAUGCAUAUUUAGAUUGGCAUACAAAUCCAUGGUAACGAAGUUCAAACAUCCAACACUUGAUUAUGAUGUUUUUGUCAUGUUGGAUCCGUGCCAUAUGUUGAAGCUAGCAAGAAAUACCCUGGCAAGCCUUGGAUCCCUCUCCAUUGAAGAAAUUUGCUGGAAAUUUAUUCAAAACCUGAAUGACGUUCAACAAAAUCAUGGAAUGAAGCUCGCCAACAAGCUAUCAACAAGUCAUAUCAAGUAUGAAACACACAAGAUGAAAGUCGACCUUGCUGCACAGACGCUCAGCUCUUCUGUUGCCGAUGCCAUUGAUUUUCUCAACAUAGUGGAAAAGGAUGAACAAUUCCAAGACAGCGAAGCCACAGUCACCUUCAUCCGCACUGUUGAUAAAGUAUUCGAUAUCCUCAACUCAAGGAAUCCCUUGGGAAAGGGAAGCAAGCAGCCAUUGAAGUUGGCGAACAAGCUAAAAUGGGAAGCAGAGCUGAUAAUGAUUGCAAAUUAUCUCCUUUCAUUAAAGUCAAGAGAUGGCCAAUUGCUUAUCUCCCACAAGAGAAAAACCUUCAUUCUUGGCUUCGUCACAUGCAUCAAAUCCAACAUUGAGAUGGCCACAACAAUGCUGACACAAGAUAUAGAUCCUUUCAAAUAUCUCCUCACUUACAAGUUUUCACAGGAUCACAUCGAGAUUCUUUUUUCCUGCAUCCGAGCCAGAGGUGGAUGGAACAACAACCCAAAUUGUCUUCAGCUACAGUAUACACUCCGAAGAAUGCUGCUAAGAAAUUCCAUCAGCGCUUCAAAAUAUGCCAAUUGCCAGAUCCUAGAUCAGCACUCGGUUGUGCCAAUCCUACACAGAAGAAAACAUGCAUCUCCCUUAAAAGAGAAACCUGCCCCACCAGUGGUCGAUGAUGAAGACAACACUGAUUUAAGUAACAUGGAGUACCUGCAAGAAGCAGAACACUCAGAGUUUACCAUGUAUGUCCUACAUUACAUCUGCGGAUAUAUUGUGUCAAAGCUGGCUAAAUCAAUAUCCUGUUCCCAAUGUAUCGAGGAAAUCACUGCUUCACCUAAUCAGAGCCAAGAGAGAUCUGAUCAUGACUACUGCCGCAGAAAAAGUGCAGACGACAUGUAUGACAAAGCUGCAACAUUCACCAAUUUUGUCAACAGAGGCGGUCUACAUGUUCCAUGA
This is a messenger RNA of Paramuricea clavata, 3517 nucleotides long. Lineage: Eukaryota; Metazoa; Cnidaria; Anthozoa; Malacalcyonacea; Plexauridae. The record is from the annotation of a GenBank genome assembly.